Messenger RNA from Gallus gallus (chicken), 2364 nucleotides. RefSeq names its product PIF1 5'-to-3' DNA helicase (gene PIF1). Gene Ontology annotation, biological process: telomere maintenance; DNA repair. The transcript has 12 exons. Lineage: Eukaryota; Metazoa; Chordata; Aves; Galliformes; Phasianidae. Gene Ontology annotation, molecular function: DNA helicase activity. The record is from RefSeq and is a predicted model, not a curated record. Bases 41 to 1867 code for a protein of 608 amino acids.
GAGUUUGAACGGGCGGCGGAGCGACCCCGGCGGCACCGCGAUGGGGGACGCGGAGCUGCGCUGCACCGCCGUCGUGGAGCGGCCGCUGCCGGGGGGCGCGGGCCCUCUGCGCCGCGUGCUGCGGGGCGCGCUGGUGCUGCUGGGCCGCGACGAGCUGCGGCAGCCGGUGCUGCGCGUGGCCGGCGGCGGGGGGGAGGCGACGGCGCUCAGCUUCGCGCUGGGAGGCGACGCCGUGCGGCUUUUCACGCGUUUCGCGGGGGAGGGCCGCGCGGCGGUGCGGGUGGGCCCGGGCGGCGCCCAGGUGCUGCUCUCCGACUGCCCGCCCGACGCCCUGCGCCGCUUCCUCCGCCUCCUGAAGCUCAAGUUGGCCGCCGGGCCGCGGGGUACGCCGCGCCAGCCCCGCCUGUUGGGUCGCCCGCCGCCGGCCUUCUCCGUUAUCAGCCCGCUGCAGGAGCGCGACCUGCGGCGUGACCCCGUGCGGGACCGCGGCGGCGGGGAGCGUCCGGCGGAGGUGCCCCGUGCAGAGAGGCGGCCCCCUGCCCGGCUGUCAGUGGAGCAGGAGGCGGUGCUGGGCGCUGUGCGCAGCGGGAAGAGUGUCUUCUUCACUGGCUGUGCAGGUGAAAGGCUGUGUUUGGGGACUGGGAAGUCAUUCCUGCUGAAGAAGAUCGUGGGCUCCCUCCCUCCUAACAGCACCUAUGCUACAGCCAGCACUGGAGUGGCAGCUUGCCACAUCGGUGGCACCACACUCCAUGCCUUUGCAGGUAUAGGCUCUGGGAAGGCACCACUGGAGCAGUGCAUCCAGCUGGCGGAGAGACCCGGGGUGCGGCAGCACUGGCUGGCCUGCCAGCGUUUAAUCAUCGAUGAGAUCUCUAUGGUGGAUGGCAAGUUCUUUGACAAGCUGGAGGCAGUGGCAAGGGCAGUGAGAAAACGAGAUGAGCCUUUUGGAGGAAUUCAGCUCAUCAUCUGUGGGGACUUCUUGCAGCUGCCCCCAGUCUGCAAGGCGAAUGAAGAAACCACGUUCUGCUUCCAGGCAAAGAGCUGGAGGAAAUGCAUCCACAUAAACAUGGAGCUGACUGAAGUGCGAAGACAGACAGAUAAGACCUUCAUUUCGCUGCUGAGUGCAGUCCGUUUAGGCAGGUGCACAGAGGAGGUUAUCAGCCUGCUGCUGCAUACAGCUACUAACAGGUCAGAGCACGAUGGGAUCCUGGCUACACGGCUCUGCACCCACAAAGAUGAUGUAGAACUGACUAACGAGAGACGCUUACGACAGCUCUCAGGAGAUCUGCACACUUUUGAGGCUUUGGACAGUGACCCAAUGCUAGUGAAGUUAAUUGAUGAUCAGUGUCCUGUGGGUGGUAGAGUUGAGCUCAAGGUCGGAGCUCAGGUGAUGCUAGCUAAGAAUCUGGACGUGUCUCAAGGGCUGGUGAAUGGAGCACGAGGAGUUGUUGUAGGAUUUGAAACUGAACAGAAGGGGCUGCCCAAGGUAAGGUUUCUCUGUGGAGUCACACAAGUCAUCAAAAUGGAGAGGUGGCUCUUCAAGGGGCCAUCAGGAGUUCAUCUGAGUCGCCAGCAGUUGCCCCUAAAAUUGGCAUGGGCCAUUUCCAUUCACAAGAGCCAGGGCAUGUCUUUAGAUUCUGUGGAAAUCUCCCUGUCUCGUGUCUUUGAAAGUGGGCAGGCUUAUGUAGCCCUUUCCCGAGCCCGUAGCCUUGCAGGUCUCCGUGUUCUGGAUUUUGACCCAAAAGUAGUGAGAGCUGAUCCUACAGUGUUGCAGUUCUACAGACAGCUGAAACGUCACCAACUUCAAACCCAGGAUUCACUGCGCACCCACCCAGACACUGAUGGGAAAGAGAACUGGAAAUGCAGCUGAGAGUGUUCUUCUGGCCUCUGUGAGGCGUCAGCACAGACUGCUGAGUUGCAGCAACCUUGCUGUGAAGUAUAUUUGAUACCAUAAAUGAAGUUGAAGUUUUUUUUUUCCUUAAUUCAACUGACUCUGGAUAUGUAGAAAUCUCCCAGUCCCGUUCCUCUGAAAUUGAGAAGUAUUCUAUAGUCCCUUUCUGUGCCCAUGGUCUUGAGUACUUCUGUGCUGCAAAUGUGACUAGCAAAUGAAAUACUGAACAAGGAUGUGUCAGAGAGACCUUCCUAUGAUUUUUAUCCUGUCUGCCUGGCUACAUUUCAUCCUCCAAAUAUCUUGACUGUGAAACUUGGAUAUUUUUCUUCAAGUAUACUGCAGUUGAGAGAGGGAAGGUGACCAAGGACUUGAGAAGUAAUCUGUAACUGCCUACUUCAGCAAGUGCAGGGAUGAACAGAACAAAUAUACUGUCCUUUUUCUAAAAGCCUUAAUAAAUCAAACUUUGGUUUUUUGUA